Lycium ferocissimum is the source of this 4816-nucleotide messenger RNA. Its product is annotated as zinc finger CCCH domain-containing protein 44-like. The record is from RefSeq and is a predicted model, not a curated record. NCBI's taxonomy places the organism in Eukaryota, Viridiplantae, Streptophyta, Magnoliopsida, Solanales, Solanaceae. Bases 193 to 4341 code for a protein of 1382 amino acids. Gene Ontology annotation, molecular function: DNA binding; protein binding. The transcript has 11 exons.
AGGGCCCCCACUGUCCCCUUCCCUAUCCCUAUUCUCCCUAACUUUAUUUCCUUCCCGUCUCAGAAAUUUCCACGUAACUCUAAAAACAACUCCACAUGGUCAAUGAUCACCUUUCCUAACUAUCUCCGAUCACCGCCCAAUUCACCAACCUAGGUUUUCAUAACUCUCGUUCCUAGCAAGCUCAAUCCCCCCAUGAUCGAGGGUGAUAAUACAGUAGAACAGUGCACUUCAAUUAAGGAUAAUAUGGAUGACAAGCAGCUGAUCCGAGUUCCUCCGCCACGUGGCGAGAAGACGAAGAGAGGAAGGCCGCCACGUGGAGAAACGGCGAUGAGAGCUUCGCAAGCGAAGAGACAGCGAUUGGUGGAGGAGGAGGAAGGGGAAGAUGUUUGCUUUAUUUGUUUCGAUGGUGGUUCUCUUGUCCUUUGCGAUCGCAAGGGGUGUCCGAAGGCAUACCAUCCAGCUUGUAUUAAGCGAGAUGAGGCAUUUUUCCGCUCCAAGGCUAAAUGGAACUGCGGUUGGCAUGUUUGUAGUGUUUGUCAAAAGGCUUCCCACUAUAUGUGCUAUACUUGUACAUAUUCAGUGUGCAAAGGAUGUACAAAAAAUGCUGAUUUCUUGUGUGUUCGAAGAAACAAAGGCUUUUGCUCAACAUGCAUGAGAAUUGUCAUGCUGAUUGAGAAUAUAGACCAAGGGAUCAAGGAGAUGGUUCAAGUAGAUUUUGAUGACAAAAGUAACUGGGAGUAUCUCUUCAAGGUAUAUUGGAUGUUCUUAAAAGAAAAAUUAUCCUUAACACAAAGUGAACUUAUUCAAGCUAAAAAUCCCUGGAAAGGAUCAGAUGCAGUACAUGCUAAGCAACAGCGACUACCUUUUGGUCAUCCUGUUGCAUUUGAUGGCAAAGGUAUUGCGAGCAAGUCUCUAGGCCAUCUGGAGCUGAAUAAACCCAAAGAAUUGCUGGAGCCACCUUGCAAGGACCCUCCAAUCGCUGAAAUCCAAACAAUUGCUGAGGCUGAAAAUAUAAGGUCUCCUGGUUGUACUCCGCAGUUGGAGCAAGCGCAGCCCAUAGAGCUAGAGUUACAGAGUAAAGAUUCUUUAAAGACAGAAGAAGCAAGCACCGCAACGGCGACAUCACUGAAUGGAUGCAAAGCAUGGGCGUCCAAAGAGCUUUUGGAGUUUGUUGCACACAUGAAGAAUGGUGAUACUUCUGCUCUAUCACAUUUUGAGGUCCAGGCACUAUUACUAAAGUACAUAAAGAGAAAUAAGCUUCGAGAUCCUCGUCAGAAAAGUCAAAUAAUUUGUGAUUCGAGGCUUAAAAGUCUUUUUGGAAAACAUCGUGCUGGCCACAUAGAAAUGUUAAAGCUUCUUGAAUAUCACUUUCUGAUAAAUGAGGAUUCACAGAGGAGUGCGUUUAUACCAGCUGGAAUUGUUGGAACUGUUACUAACCGUGCGGAGGCUGAUGAUAAUAAUGAUACAUCGUUCUUGAUCAAUAAAACUAAGAAACGUAAAUCUCGUAAACACUCUGAAGAAAGUUUAGUGCAGAUAAAUCUAGAUGAGUAUGCAGCAAUUGAUGCUCAUAAUAUCAAUCUCAUAUAUUUGCGGCGUGACUUGAUGGAGAGUCUUAUUGAAGAUAUGGAGAAGUUCCAAGGCAGAGUUAUUGGCUCAGUUGUCCGGAUAAGAAUAUCUGGUAACAAUCAGAAGCAAGAUAUGUACAGGCUUGUCCAUGUCGUAGGUACAAGCAAGGCAUCUGUUCCAUAUAAGAUUGGGGAUAAGACAGCUGAUGUACUGCUUGAAGUAUUAAACUUAAACAAGAAAGAGGUUCUUCCUAUUGAUUCUAUUUCAAAUCAAGAUUUCUCUGAGGAUGAAUGCAGAAGAUUACGUCAAAUUAUAAAAUGUGGGCUUGUCAAGCGACUGACCAUAGGCGAGAUACAGAAGAAAGCGAUGGAACUUCGUGCAGUAAAACUCAAUGAUUCUCUGGAAGAAGAGAUCCUGCGACUCAACAAUCUUCGUGAUAGAGCAAGUGAGAAAGGGCGUAAGAAAGAGCUCAGAGAAUGUGUAGAGAAACUAGUGCUUCUGAAGAUGCCUGAAGAACAUCAGCGGAGGCUACGUGCAAUUCCAGAAGUGCAUGCUGAUCCAAAGAUGGAUCCUAAUUAUGAAACUGAAGAAGAUGCUGGAGAAUCUGACGAAAAAAAACAAGCUGAAUAUGGGGGGCCAAAAUACACUAGAUUUUGUAGAAGGGAAGACAAGCUUAUGUCUUCACGGAGGAAAGAUAAAGAGGGACCUAUCAUGGUUCGAUGUAAAGUGAGUGAGAAAAGAGAGGCUCAUGGAUAUAUUAUGAAGAAGCUCGGGAAUCAAGGUACUGCAUGUCAGGCUGUGGAUAGGUCUUCAUCUGAAACUUCAAUUACAAGCUUCUCGACAGUGAACUCAACAUCCACUAACAAUAGUGAAACAGACAAGCUUUGGCAUUACCGUGACCCUAGUGGUAGAAUACAAGGACCAUUUUCAGUGACGCAGUUGAGAAAAUGGAAUAAGUCGGGGCUUUUCCCACUUGAUAUGAGGAUAUGGACAAAUGAUGAGCACCAUGACUCAGUACUUUUAACAAAUGCACUAAAUGGGCUGUUCCAUACAGCUCCUCAGGUGCAUGGUGAGAUUUCCCACCAGUCUCAGGAGCUUGGUGCUGUUUCUGUUAACAGUAGUAUUGGGUGGUGUGAAAGUGCAGCUAAAACAGGGAGAGAAUGUGGAGAUAGGGAAGUACCUCGGCACCUCCGUAUUACAAAUAACCAUUCUAAUGGUAAUACUGAGACUGCGAGGAUGGAUGGGCUGUCCUCAUGUUCUCCACAAUGUUUGAACUUGAAUAACUCUUAUUCUGACAAACCCAAUCCAUCCAGCCCAGUCUCUUCAUCAUGUCAUGGGAACGUGCGCGGAGCUCCUCCGCAUGAGAAAAGAUGCCAUGAAAUUGUUGAUUCUCAGUCCAGUACAGGUCAUGGGGUUCAGGACUCGAGUGGAAGCACAAUGUUUCAGAUAUCUCAUGGCUGCAACCAUAGUAUGCAAUCUCACAAAAAGAGGCAUGUAGGGCAGUCUUCUGGACAGAACUGGAGAUCCUCAAACAGCAAUAGAAGUUCAUUUAACAUGAAUUCUGGAUCUAGUUUUGCCUCAGUUGCCAAGUCAACUGAUUCAUUUGAACAGAAAGGUAUCACAAGUUAUCCGGAUCUGCCCAGUCCAACCCCAAAAACAAGCUAUGACGAUAUUGAAGCUCAGGCUGCUGAAGAGCUACUUUCUUUGAGUUCGGUUGUUCCAGUAUGUGCUUCAAAUAUCCAGGAUUUGCCAAGUCCUACACCAAAAUUGGAAUGCGAAGCUCCAGUUGGGCAGGCUGCAGCAGAAAAAGAAUCUUUAACUUCUAGUUUUCCUGUUCAGGAUGCAGGCCCUAGUUGGAGCAGUGCUUCUAGUCUGGUGAUCGAUGGGGUCCAACUUCCUGAAAUAGCUAAUGGAUUGGGUGGAUAUUCACCAGCUGCGAAACCAUCUUUAGACUCUGAUCUUAUCUCUGAUUCUGCACCGAAACCAGCUGAAGCAGUGGGUAAUCAUGUCGACACACCUACUUCGGAUGCCAACCAACUCAAUCAUAAUUCCUCAUGUCAUCCAAUCUCAAACAUAUCCGAUUGGCGAGCAAACUUUGGUGAGCCAAUAGAGUUCAGCACUUUGGAUGAGGAAUCAGUGUCAGACCUAUUAGCCGAAGUUGAUGCAAUGGAAUCUCAAACUCAAAGUGGUAUGGGUUCACCAACCUCCGCCAUGAGGUGCAGUGAGGAGACAAUAUCUGUGUGUAAAAGUGACUUUUUCAGCUUUUUUGAGGAGUUUAGUCCCCCACCUGAUCCUGCAAAAAAUGAUGCCUUGGGCUCCACUGAAGAUGUACAAUUACCUUGCCAAUCCUCUCUGACAGAUGAACUAGCCGGGACAUCACAGGCUGAAGCUUUUGAUCCUUUAAAGAGGUCUAGCAGGACUUCAUCUCCUAGCAGUGAGGGAGAAACAAAGUCGGCUGAUGUUUCCUUUUCCCAGGGGGAAGCUGGGUCCAACGUACCUACACCCUGUACCACGAAUAAAACUGCAGUUCCAGUCAUCAGCCAGAGUGCAGGACUGGAGGCUAUAACCACGGACUGUUGUGCAGCACCUGGAAACAUGACUUGCGGUGUACCAGUUCAGGGAUUCACAAAUGUUAUCCGAGGUUGCAGUACGGUGACUGCAUUAGGACGUUCAAACAUGAAUCAUUCCCCUUUCACUGGGAAUCCAUUGUCUGAAAGCCAGUGUAUAUACUCAGGGGAGAGGUCUGGUGGUCCAAGAGACUUGGUUUUCCAGUAAGGGACUCGGGAUUCGGAAGGGAUAGGCCAUCGCGGUGCAUACAGCAAUUUGGUGGCAGGAGAUACUCUGGACCUCCUCCAAAAGGAUGUGUUUGCAAAUUUAAUGAGGAUGGGCAUUGCAAUAAGGGGGCUUCGUGUGACUACUUGCACCUUUGAAAGAAUGAAUUCAUAGGUGAAUUCACGGCAAUUGCUUUAAUCUUUUUUGUACAACCAUUUUUUUUUUUUAAGAGUAAGAUAAUCAAGAUGUAGCUAAAAUGUUAGUAUAAUUUAACUGAAAAUUUCAGUUAAAAACGACAGAAUACAAAAAAAAUUCCCACUGAACCAUAAUGACCAGGUAGAAACCAGUACACCAAGCAGACAAAAAUAUUGUAUUAUCCUUUUAUUUGAUCCUGAAACUAUUGCUCAUGUACAAGCUACAGAACUACGGCAGUGAUUUGAUGAUAAUCAGGAAUUUAUACGUAACACAUUAGAGAGAA